This is a messenger RNA of Sclerotinia sclerotiorum 1980 UF-70, 1776 nucleotides long. RefSeq lists its product as hypothetical. The record is from RefSeq and is a predicted model, not a curated record. The transcript has a single exon. NCBI's taxonomy places the organism in Eukaryota, Fungi, Ascomycota, Leotiomycetes, Helotiales, Sclerotiniaceae. The coding region runs from base 1 to 1776 and encodes 591 amino acids.
AUGUCGGGUCCUACUUCUAGGCUUCAAAGCUUGGUUAAUCAUUUAUUACCUUCUUCUGCAUCAACAACAUCUCCUGCAACUCCUGCGUCACCGCCGGCCCCAAAACAUCACAUUCAUACCCUCUCACCUACAUUUUUCCUUCCUCGCGCAGCAGCCAUUGAACCUGAUGCCCCAGCUAUCCAUCACGUUACAGCAAAUGGACAAACAAUUAUACGAUCAUAUCAAGAAUUUGCAGAUCGUUCUCGUGGUUUAGCAUAUUAUCUCAAAAAACAAAAACUCUCUCGCAUAGGGAUAUUAUGUCCGAAUACUCCUGCUUUUCUCGAAAGUAUAUUUGGUGUAGCGGCUGCUGGAGGUAUACAUGUAGGGGUUAAUUAUCGGUUAAAAGAGGAGGAUGUUAUUUACAUUUUUGAGUUUGCCGGGGUGGAUUGUAUUAUUGUGGAUAGGGAGUUUGUGGGAUUAUUAGAGGGGUUUAGGGAGAGGAAUAAAGGUGUUAGGGUUAUUGUUGAUGAGGAUACCGAUAAAGAUGAAGGGGAAUUUGAUGAAGCGGUUUUGGAGGGUUUGAGAUAUGACGGGGAGACUGGAGGAAAGGGAUGGGAUGGAUUACAUGCGCAGGCUGAUGAUGAGGAUGCUACGAUUGCAAUUCCUUUUACGAGUGGUACGACGGCGAAACCAAAAGGAGUGGUAUAUACGCAUCGAGGUUCUUAUCUUGCGUCUUUGGGGAAUGUGGUGGAAUCGGGAUUGAAUUUUCACAAAGGAAGAUGUGGAUAUCUUUGGACACUCCCUAUGUUCCAUGCAGUUGGUUGGACUUUUCCUUGGGCUGUAACAGCCGUCAGAGGUACCCAUUUUUGUCUCCGCAAAAUCGACUACCCUUUAAUAUGGAACUUAUUAAAAUCCCAACCCAUUACCCAUUUCAAUGCCGCACCUACAGUAAACACACUCCUCUGCGCCUCAAAAGAAGCAACCAAACUCCCAAAUCCAGUCCGCGUCACAGUCGCCGCUUCACCACCUACAGCUCAUCUCUUCGAAACCAUGACAAACCUCAAUCUCAUCCCAGUUCACGUUUAUGGUAUGACGGAAACCUACGGUCCCAUUACAAAAGGCUAUCACAUGCCCAUCUGGGAAGAUCUACCCCAGAAAGAAAAAUACGCCCGCAUGGCUCGUCAAGGCCAUGGUUUUCUCACUUCCCUCAACAUUCGCAUUAUUAAACCCGAUCAACCCCCCGACAAACUCAUAGAUGUAGCUCGCGACGGUAAAGAAAUCGGUGAAAUCAUCUUUGUAGGAAAUAUCUGUGCAAAGGAAUAUUAUAACGAUCCAGAAGCAACGGCAAAAUUAUUCGCCGGUGGUGCAUUACAUAGUGGUGAUCUAGCCGUUUGGCACGAGGAUGGAAGUGCCCAGAUUCUGGACCGCGCAAAGGAUAUCAUUAUUAGUGGCGGUGAGAAUAUAAGUAGCGUAGCUUUGGAAGCGAUGCUAGUGCAACAUGAGAAAGUUCUAGAGGCGGGUGUGGUGGCGGUUAAGGACGAGAAGUGGGGAGAGGUUCCGGUAGCUUUUGUUACAGUUAGGGAUGGGGAUGGGGAUGGAGGUGGAGAUGGAGAAACAGGGGGAAAUAAACUUAAAGGUGAAGAUGUCGUUAAAUGGGCGAAGGAGGAAAGUAGUAUUAGUAGAUUUAUGGUUCCGAAGGAGGUUUUUGUGGUGAAGGAGUUGCCGAAGACGAGUACGGGGAAGGUGAAGAAAAAUGUUUUGAGGGAGUGGGCGGGGGGUAAUUGGGAUUUUAAGUAG